Molecule: messenger RNA, 5120 nt
Organism: Pseudopipra pipra
Lineage: Eukaryota; Metazoa; Chordata; Aves; Passeriformes; Pipridae
Gene: KCNS2
Product: potassium voltage-gated channel modifier subfamily S member 2
Exons: 2
Coding region: 815-2248 (477 amino acids)
Biological process (GO): protein homooligomerization; potassium ion transmembrane transport; regulation of delayed rectifier potassium channel activity
Cellular component (GO): membrane; voltage-gated potassium channel complex
Molecular function (GO): voltage-gated potassium channel activity; protein binding
Source: RefSeq, a predicted model, not a curated record
GCAACACAGCGAGGACCUGCUGGUGCCAUGGGCGGGGAGGGGGGAUAGCGGCACCCUCUCCCCCGGUCCCUUCCCGGCAGGAUGAGGGGUAGAGAAGCGGGUGACGCCCCUCGGGAGAGGGUCCGCGGGUGCCCGGAACCACUACGGCCGCGGGUGGGCGUCCCCCGUCCCCCCUCGGAGCCGGCGUGAGGCAGGACCGCGGUGGGGAGGGAAACUGAGUUUGCGGCGCCGCUGCCGCCGGUGCGCGGGGGCAGGAGCGGGAGCGGGCGAGCGGAGGCACCGCCGGCACAGCGGCCCCGCCGGGCCGUCCCUGCGCAGCCCCCGGCCGCCCACCCACCAGCCCCGAUCGCCGCCGACGGGGUCGGGCGGGGGGUAGGUGGGAGCGGCGGGGGCGGGCGGCAGCCUCGGGGGUCGUCGCCAUGACGAGCGGGCGUGCCGCCGCCUCCCGCCGCUGAGCGGGGCGGCCGCUGUCCCUUCAGCACCGCGCGGCCACCGGGGCCGCCCUGCCCUGCCCUGCCCGGCACCUGCACCCCACCGGCACGGGCACCGGCAUCCCCUCAGCACCGACAAAGCAUCCCCCCAGGACCCCCUCGGCACCGUCAUCCCAGCGGCACCGGCAUCUCCCCGGCACCGGCAUCACCCCGACACCUCACCAGCGCCAGCACCCCCCGGGCAGCGAAGCGAGCCCUGGCGGCCCCCGCGGGCGGCGGCGAUGGCGGGCGGGGGCCGGGGGCGACGGGGCGCGCCGGCGGGGGGCCGCGGCCGCUGAGGCAGCAGGUAUUCAUUCCCUACACACUUUUGGAAGGAGCUCACUAUGACAGGGCAGAGUCUGAAUGCUUUAUCUGAAGCGAAUUUUGAAGACAAUGAGAUCAGCAUCAACGUUGGAGGCUUUAAGAAAAAGAUGAGAUCCAACACAUUAUUAAGGUUCCCUGAGACCAGGCUGGGCAAAUUGCUGAGCUGCCACUCAAAGGAGUCAAUACUGGAGCUUUGCGAUGACUAUGAUGAUACCAAGAAUGAAUUUUAUUUUGACAGGAACCCCGAGCUCUUUCCUUAUGUGCUACAUUUUUAUAACACCGGCAAGCUCCAUGUGAUGGGAGAACUCUGUGUGUUUUCUUUCAGCCAGGAGAUUGAAUACUGGGGAAUCAAUGAAUUCUUUAUAGACUCCUGCUGCAGUUAUAGCUACCAUGGGAGGAAAAUGGAGCCAGACCAAGAGAAAUGGGAGGAACAAAGUGACCAGGAAAGUACCACAUCUUCUUUUGAUGAGAUUUUGGCUUUCUACAACGAUGCCUCUAAAUUUGAUAAACAGCCCUUUGGAAACAUCAGGAGGCAGCUCUGGCUUGCUUUGGAUAAUCCUGGGUACUCAGUUUUAAGCCGCAUCUUCAGUGUCCUUUCAAUAGUGGUGGUGCUGGGCUCCAUCGUGACCAUGUGCCUGAACAGCCUCCCAGACUUUCAGAUUGUUGACAGUAAUGGGAACCCCGAGGAAGACCCUCGCUUUGAAAUCGUGGAACAUUUUGGUAUUGCAUGGUUCACUUUUGAACUGGUGGCAAGAUUUGCAGUAGCUCCUGACUUUUUAAAAUUUUUCAAGCAUGCCCUGAAUUUGAUUGACUUAAUGUCUAUCCUUCCAUUUUACAUUACAUUAAUUGUCAACUUGGUGGUGGAAAGUAGUCCAACUUUAGCAAAUUUAGGCAGAGUUGCACAAGUCCUGAGACUCAUGAGGAUCUUUCGCAUCUUAAAGCUUGCUAGACACUCCACAGGUCUCAGGUCUCUUGGAGCCACCCUGAAGUAUAGCUACAGAGAGGUGGGGCUUCUUUUACUUUACCUCUCUGUUGGCAUCUCCAUUUUCUCAGUAGUGGCUUACACCAUUGAGAAAGAAGAGAAUGAGGGGCUAGCCACCAUCCCUGCUUGUUGGUGGUGGGCUACUGUUAGCAUGACCACAGUUGGCUAUGGAGAUGUUGUGCCAGGGAGCACUGCUGGCAAGUUGACAGCAUCUGCAUGCAUCUUAGCUGGUAUCCUAGUGGUAGUGCUUCCCAUUACACUGAUCUUCAAUAAAUUCUCCCACUUUUAUAGGCGUCAGAAGCAGCUAGAGAGUGCCAUGAGAAGCUGUGAUUUUGGUGAUGGCAUGAAAGAAGUUCCAUCCAUCAACUUAAGGGACUACUAUGCUUAUAAAGUUAAAUCCCUUAUGGCUAGUUUGACCAAUAUGAGCAGGAGUACCCCCAGUGAGCUGAGCCUGAAUGAUUCACUGCAUUAGCAUACAAGUCUGACAGCAGUUUGCAUGAGAGCUAUCAAGAGCUAUGUUUAUAAAUGUUUUCCUAUUUGUCCUUUUUUUUUCUAAAGGAUAGUGUUGCUGACACUGCACUUUGCACUUGAGAAACUAAAGACAUUUCUAUUACAAGUUGACAGUUUGCACAUUUUCAUCCUAUUGCAUUGAAUACUAAAUGCUGUCCUUUCCAUGCAAAUGUUACCACUUCCAUGACAUUAGUGCUAGUGGUAUAAAGAUGAUCUGUUACUUUGUGCAUUUUCUCAUCUGAGCAGAGAAAUGAACGUAGACAAGUGGAAUAAAAAUUUUCAGAUGUGACAUGAGUAAUGAAAAAAAUCACGCAUCACCUAUACUGGUAUCUGUACUAGUGUAGGACUUCCAUGCAUUUUACAACAGUUUAAAACAAUCACCUGUGAGUCACUGAUAUGCAAACACUUUUAUCCAUAUUGCUGACCAGUAAUUCUGAUUGUCACUUGUCUGAAAACUCCACUAAGUUUGCUUACUCUUGAGUAUGUAUGUUAAAAUCUGGGUGUUCUUGUUCUGAAAUGUUAUGUAUAGUGAUAUUUUUGAGACUCUCCUAAGCAUAGACCUUCCUGUGCUUCCAAGAUUAGGUCAAUACUGAACCCUCUGAAGAAGGCAACCUCACACUUUCAGAUAGCUACAUAUUCAAAUACUGCAUUUCCACAAAUGGUAUGGAGGCACACAUAGACCUCUCAGGAUGACAUUUCCAGAAGUGAUCUGCUCCCAGCUCAGUCUCAGUGCAGCUGCAAUAUGCUGUAUCAGUCUGUCAAAAUGGUUCUGAGAUUAGACACACAAAGAUGUGGGCUUUCAACAAUUAGAAGCUCCAAUGAAAAACUUGAAUUUGUUUAAUGAAGUGAAAUAUUCCCACAUGAACUGUACAGGCAGCAUUUUAGGAAUUGACAUUCAUAUACUGCAAAAAGACUAAUUAUAAAGAUGCCAUAUGUGAUGCUGAGAUAUAAAAUCUAAUUUUAUCAGAAAAGCUUGAAAGCAGGUGUUGAUGACAGACAAUUCCAUUAAGAUUUCUGCCAAGGAAACUCUAAGGAAAAAAACACCCUGUAAGUCACAUUUUCCCUCAGAAAGAAACUCACAAUUUACAACUAAGGGAGAGUAUAAGGGCCUAAGAAGGGAACAGAUAAAGAAAAAGAGCUUAAUACUGCAGCAGCCGUGGGUAGAACCUCCUACUUAUUUCUGUGAUGUAGUCAAUGUAAAUCCUUUCAAGGGCUGGCAUGUACUUUUUUUAAAAAAAAGAAAACAAAACCAAAAAAGACAUGAGAGAACAGAUCAUAUGGGACUUCCAGAGUAAUCAUGGAUCUGCAUAAAGUUGUUUUUCAAGUGCUCAGUCUCUUCCCUUACACAGCUUUACAGAGAUCAAACAGGUAGAAGCCUGUAAUCAACAGGUAGAAGCCACUGUUGGGUGGUUCUUUUAAAUUCUUGGGAUCUGUGCCAGAAAACAAACUACUGGUGCUCAGUGGGCAGAACAGCAUUUCUCUUCAGAUCCUGCUGCUUUUCCAUCCCAUUUAUUACAUAUAAUGUUCUAAUUAUUUUGUUGGUUUGUUUGUUUGUUUUACUUGCAAAGACUAUACAGGUUCAGAAAUUAAAUUCAGACUAGUCAGAAGAGAAAUUAAAAUACUAAAGCUCAAAUUGUCACGUUUGGAGGACUGUUUUUGUAUACCAUGACAAGGGGCAGCCCAACUGUCAGAAUAAAGGAAAUAUGGCAUGAAUAGGUAAUUACCUCAUUUAGGCUACUAGAGGUUGCUGUCUGAUCUGUAUCUUUUGAUGCUUUGCUAUAUCAGCUCCACCUAAAAACAGAAAGCUGACCACCCAGGAUCACAUUCCUGUUUGCCCAGUGAUCUGUCACAGAAAAAACGAUGUGAAAUAACUUACCCCUCACCCCAUUUCCUUUGAAAAAACUCUCCCCUCAUGUGAGUUAGUGCCUGAUUUAGGCCAUGAAGCAUGAGGGAAAUGGUCCUUUCCAACUUCACCAAAGAUCUCAACAGAGCCUGCACAAGUUACGAAAUCCAUUGGCAAUUCAUUGCUUGCUGUCCCUGAAAAUCAAAGAGAGAUCUAGAUAACCUGAAUUUGGUGUCCAAACUCGAAACAUUUUGCUAAGGUUUUCACUUCUGGAGGUCUGGUUCAAGUUCUCUGCUGGGUGAUAGGCAUAAAUUCAGUACUCUUGUUCCUGAUUCAUAUUGUGUGUGUGUAAACUAUCACACACACCUACAAACAUCCUCGCAGAAUGUGGGCCAGCCUGAGGUAAACUGCUGGACUGGAAGUACCAAGAAAGAAGUAAGGGAAGGAAGAGGUGGGCAUGUGCAGCUCAUGCACUCUGGUCAGGUUACAUGCUGCAAGGGUGGCAAGCUCUCUUCCUGAUGCAAAGGACACUGCAAACUCUCACUAAUUCUGUUGGCUGGAGGCCUUCAGAGAAUCCAGCUCCAAGCAGUGGUUUUAUCUGUUUCAGAAACAGUAGGUGCACAGAGCUGAAAAUCAGUGACUUUCAGGGCAGUUAUUUGAUGAGACCUGCAGACUUGCCAAAGAGUCACAAAUUUCCUCAGCUGUUGCUAGUUUAACAUCGCAAACGUUGGAUCCAAACUUUACAACACAUCAUUUCAAUAACCUAUAGCUUAUCUUAUGUUCUAGAUUUAUUAUUAUUUGUAGGGCUGAUUCUCUGUCAUUUCUGCCAAUAUUGAAUGGAACGUGUCCAAACUGCGUUUUACUAAAGAAAAUUAAAUACCCCAAGGAAUUCAGACUUUUAUUGUACUGGUUGAAAGGAAUUUUCAUUAUUGCAUUUUUAUAUAAGUGCUUUGGAUCAAAGACACUAAGUAAAUAAAGUACUGAAAUUUAA